Rotaria sp. Silwood1 is the source of this 339-nucleotide messenger RNA. NCBI's taxonomy places the organism in Eukaryota, Metazoa, Rotifera, Eurotatoria, Philodinida, Philodinidae. The record is from the annotation of a GenBank genome assembly.
AUGAAAAUCAACUUACUUGGAUAUGCAAAUGUUGAUCAUAUCGGUGAUCUUGUGUAUGAACCAGACUUACUUUGGAAAAAUCAAGAUGUCACUUUAGCAUUUGUGAAUGGUGAUCAAGAAAAACAGUUAUACUUUCGUCGAAUAUAUUUUCAAUGGUUUUUACCUACUCAUAUUCACUUCAAAGAAGUUCCGCUUAAUCACGGUGCUGAUAUUCGAGUAGGAUUUCGACUAGACAAUCAACAAUCAUGGUCUCUUAUUGGAUCUAGUUCAGCUCUUUUUUCUCGUAUGGAACGUGCCAGAAGAACAAUGUUACCUGAACAAAAUUUUAUGUUGCCAUAA